CGCCAAGAUGAGUCCCAGAGGCACCUUACUUGCGGUCUUAGUUGCCUUAUUUGUCAUAGGUACGGCUCUCAGUGCCUAUGCACCGUGUAAAAGGUUAUGUUCGUCAUUGAAAAUAGCAGAUAACUGUGGACCACCAUGUGGAGUUAAAAAGGGUAUGGAAAUUAACGGAACGUGUUGGAAGGAAUGCGCUAAAUUGGUGAUGGCGGCGACAGAUAAGCUGCCUGAAUUGAAAGGAUGCAUAACUGAGUGCUCAAUUCCCAAAGUUAGCACAGAGCCCCAAAAGCCCAAAAGGGUCAAAGGUGGGAAGAAAAGCCAGUAUGCUCCCUGCAAGACAAAGUGCAAGAGGCUUAAAAUGUCAAAAUGUGCGAGCGUAUGCAAAAUACCCAAGGGGAAAGACAUUAACCACCUUUGUUGGGUAGAGUGUGUCGACAACGCAGGUUCUGACAUCAGGAAUCAACUUAAAGCGUGUAUGACCAAGUGUGUAGUGAAAAAAGGUGUAUGCCCACCAGCUAGUGAUCCUCGAUACGGAGGCUCUCCUCCAACAUCUUGUUGCGUCGACCAAGUAUUUCACACCGCAACUGUCAAAAAUGGGUACACCUGUUAUCACCAGAGCAACGCUUCAAAGGUCAUGGCAAAGAAAUGCAAAAGGUUCGAGGUAUUUAGGGUCACAGCUGUCAACAUUUGUGGCUGUGUGAAAAAGGAUGCACCUGGGCCUGGGCCUGGGCCUGGGCCUGGACCUCAAACAUGCGGAACAGCUGCCAAUCCAUGCUGUAGAUGGGGCAUGUGGAGUUCAUGGGUAGACCAACCUUGUUCUAAAUCAUGCAACGGUGGAAUCAUAAGAAAAGAAAGAAGAAGGAUAAAACUUUUCGGAUCAACAGGAAACAAUGUUUGUCUUGGACAAAGCAGCGAAGUGUUUACUGGCGUGUGUAACACACAGCCUUGUGGAGGAGGUACCGGAGGCUUAAGCUGCAGAUGGAGCGACUGGACUGCGUGGCAGCAAGGAGCGUGCUCUGUCACAUGCGGCAACGGCGUAAGGAAUCAGACCCGUUCAAGAACAAAACUUUAUGGAGCCGGAAAUUUUGGACAAUGUCUUGGGGCAUCUGUUCAAACACAACAAUCUCAGAUAUGCUACAAUAACCCAUGCCCAAACUGCCAGUGGGGAGCAUGGACUCAGUUUGUCUAUGGACAGUGUUCAAAGUCCUGCGGAGGUGGAACUAUGUCUAAAUCUCGAACAAGGACAAAGGUUUUUGGCAAUUUUGGAGGUCUAACUCGUUGUGAUGGAGAUUCGGAGGAGAAGCAAAUGCUUUCCUGUAACUCAAACGCUUGCCCUGAACCACCGUGUCAAUGGGGGGCUUGGGGCCAACUUAUCUACACGGCGUGUAGCGUCACUUG
Messenger RNA from Owenia fusiformis, 1392 nucleotides. The record is from the annotation of a GenBank genome assembly. Lineage: Eukaryota; Metazoa; Annelida; Polychaeta; Sabellida; Oweniidae.